AUGGCAGAAACAAGAACUAAGCGACGGCCAGUGCAGUACUCUGCAGACACACCUCCAUCUGCACCUUUGCCAACCGCACUCGAUAAAAAAGAUGCAUUCCAAUGCUCACCGUCCCAUGCUGAAAGAAACCCUAUUGGUUUAAAGGAGAAAGACCCAGUAAUUGAUGCAGCAAAACAAUCGAAUCAUGUACUUCCACACCAGGCAAACACUUUAGGAUGGACUCAACAGUCAUAUACCCAAGCAAAUAAAGAACUGGACGAAGCAACCUUGAUGGCAGGACUAGCUAAAAACCUGUAUUCGCCUGGCCAUCUACAAAAUAUUUCAAAACCAAACUCUACCAGCAAUUCUCAGCAGUUUUAUUCUGGAGUAGAGUGUGGAGAUUUAAAUGCUCUUGGGUCUACGUUAGAUUCAUCCAAGGGAAAACUCCAACCUUCUAUCGCGAGACGCUCAGUUGUGCGCGAAGUAAGCGUUGCUAGCAUUGGUGCAAAUGCUGUUUCUAAUGCUGGUGGUUGCCAUGAUACUGCAUAUACAAAGAAUUUGUCGUUUCAAAAGCUUUCUUCGUCCAUACCGGAUUUGGAUUCUACCAAAGUGCAACAGCGCAAAUCAAUGCCAAUUACCCUGGCCACUUCAGCUGCAUACUCUGGCAGUAUAUUGAGUAUAGAAAAUUCUAAUCCAGGCAUACCAAGAUCUCAUUCAAGAAUCAUGACACAAAGUACAUCGGAUCCACCAACUGGAGUACUCAAGAGAUCGUCUACUCUUCGCGAUAUCCAACGUUCAGCUCGAGGAAAACUUUUACAAAAAUCAGUUGAUUCCAGUGAGCCGACGACAAACUCAUCCUUUACUGCAACUCAGCCAGGUACUCAACCUCGAGAAGAAUCAAAUAGAUAUUCGCAUUCGGCUAAAUAUUCACCAAAAUCGUCUCAUGGACUGCCCCAUCCUUCUUCACCUAGUCCUGCGAGCGUUUCAUAUGUAGCUGAUUUGAAUGACAAAGUCUUGAAAUUGCAAACAAAAAUCGAUUUACUUUGCAAUGACAAAUUAGCUCUUGAAAGUCAGAUUGAAUCGCUUGGUCACGUUCCAGUUACUGCCAUAUCAGGAUCCUCGAUUGAAUUGAAAGAAAAUGAAGAGUCGAGUUCAUCAACAACCAAGAAAGACUCGCGAAUUUUCGAAAAUAAAGAGACGUGGGCAGAGAUUAGGAAUCUUUCAGCUGCGAUUCUGUCACAGUUUGGAGAACCAUCUGUUCAAACUUCAAACGCAUCCACUUUUUCAGCAAAAAAACAACCAGUUUCAACCCAUCCCAAUCCGUCGCUGUCUGAAUCUUCCCAAGACAUGCCAUCAAUUAACGCACUCUUACUCGACUCCACCAGCCUUUUAUCAAAAACUCAAUCAAUUGACACUUGCACUCAUCCAUCAAGUUUGGCUUUGGAUCAAACAGUUGAUUCUUCAUUGAAAUCCAAGAAACAGUCUGCAGCAUCGCUACAAACCACCAAACAAACACCUUCAACAGCAUUGCCAAACCCGAUGAUUUUACCAUGUAUAUCAAAAGUCAAUGAACAGGUCAAUGCAAGCGAGAAAAAUAGUUUGAAAUUGGAAUCAAGCGAAACCAAAUCUGCAAGUCUCGUCCAACCUGUGAUGUCUUCAAGUAAACCAAAUACACAAUCAUCGCGACAGAUAUCGAUAAAAUCAUUGCAGAAUAUAGAUCCAGUGACAAAUUCAGAAACUAAAAAGUCUAGUAUUGUAAAGCCUUUACUACAGAAAUCAUCACCUCUACCACCGCAUAUGCAGAGUAAAAGUCCACCCAUGUCGGCAACAAACUUGAAACAUGAUGCAAUGGUGCCAGUGAAACACUCGGUGGCAAGUAGAUCUAGUGCAGAUAUUAGUAAUUCUGUAAAAGAUUCAAAUCUGUCACAGUCGUUGCUUACACUGUCGUUUUCAACCCCAGAGGCAUCUAUCGCCUUGAACUCUUUAUCAUCGAAAACAGACGCGAUGAGCUCUAAGCCAGACUUGAAUCGGAGCAAUGGAAAUAGUGAGUUGGGAAGUGUAUUGCCAAGUGACUUUCAGAACGAUUUGAUGGAUAUUUUUGAUAGUUUUGGAUUUUAA
This is a messenger RNA of Batrachochytrium dendrobatidis JAM81, 2097 nucleotides long. RefSeq lists its product as uncharacterized. The record is from RefSeq and is a predicted model, not a curated record. NCBI's taxonomy places the organism in Eukaryota, Fungi, Chytridiomycota, Chytridiomycetes, Rhizophydiales. Bases 1 to 2097 code for a protein of 698 amino acids. The transcript is spliced from 4 exons.